AUGGCGUUUCAUAAAUUAGUAAAACCAAAACAAAUCAUAAAUUAUUUCUAUGGAAAACAUAAUCUAUUACAAGUAUUAUCACAUAGAAGUAACUUACCAAAAUUUAAACAGAAUCUACAAUAUUAUUGUAGUAAAGUAGAUUCAGUGACACCGGAGGUUUGCAAUGUAGGUACAAUAGGGCAUGUAGAUCAUGGUAAAACAACACUAACAGCCGCUAUAACAAAAUAUUUAUCAGAAAAACGUAAAAAUUGUAAAUAUAUAUCUUAUGAUGAAAUUGACAAAGCACCUGAGGAGAAGGCACGUGGCAUCACUAUAAAUAUUGCACAUGUUGGAUAUACCACAGAGAAGAGACAUUAUGCUCAUACAGAUUGUCCAGGCCAUGCCGAUUUCAUUAAAAAUAUGAUUAGUGGAGCAUCACAGAUGGAUGGUGCAAUUGUAGUAGUUGCUGCUGAUGAUGGUCCUAUGCCACAAACGAAGGAACAUCUAUUAUUGGUCCAACAGAUCGGAAUUAAACACCUUGUUGUAUAUAUAAAUAAGGUUGACAAAGCAGAUGAGGAAAUCGCUGAACUUGUAGAAAUCGAAAUGAGGGAAUUACUGUCUGAAUAUAAAUUUGAUAGUAUAGAAACUCCAAUCGUUUGUGGUUCAGCUUUGUGUGCUUUGAAUGGAGAUACAUCAAAGCAUGGUCUUCCUUCUAUACAGGUGUUACUGGAUGCUUUGGAUAAGCAUAUUCCAACUCCAACAAGAGAUUAUGUUUCUCCUUUUGUAAUGCCAAUUGAUAAUGUGUUCAAUGUACCAGGUAGAGGUACAGUAGUGGUAGGAACAUUGAAACAGGGAACUGUAAAGAAGGGUGUAACAGCAGAUUUAUUGGGUUUUGAUACACAGAUUAAGACACGUAUUUCAGACAUGCAGAUUUUCCAGAACAGCGUGCCAGAAGUACACGCUGGUGAAAACGUUGGUCUCUUAUUAAGGGGUGUUAAAUUAAAUUCUGUGCGUAGAGGAAUGAUGGUAUGUCAAAGCAACAGUUUAGAUAUUACUAAUCAUUUUGAAGCACAGUUCUACUUAUUGUCUACAAAAGAAGGUGGACGCCGGACACCGAUGGCGGCAAACGGAUUCUGCACGAUGAUUUAUAGCUCAACAUGGAAUAUAUAUUGCCGCUUUGAUUUGUUACUACAACCAGGAGUUAGUAUGUUAAUGCCAGGAGAAUUUACAACCGCCAGAAUAACAUUAUUAAGUAAAAUGCCAAUAAUGGAAGGUCAAAAUUUUACUAUACGUGAAAACAACAAGAGUACGAUCGGUACGGGACAGAUUACGAAAGUGUUUGCUGCAAUACCAGUUAAUAAAAAGAAAAUGAACGAGGUCAAAUUUCAUGUGUAAAACCAAUAAGAUCUGUAUAGGAGAAUUUUAGUCCUCGCAAACUCGGUUUAAACUUUCAAAUGUAUGAACUGUUUUAUAAU
Molecule: messenger RNA, 1454 nt
Organism: Dufourea novaeangliae
Lineage: Eukaryota; Metazoa; Arthropoda; Insecta; Hymenoptera; Halictidae
Product: elongation factor Tu, mitochondrial-like
Exons: 4
Coding region: 1-1374 (457 amino acids)
Biological process (GO): mitochondrial translational elongation
Cellular component (GO): mitochondrion
Molecular function (GO): translation elongation factor activity; GTPase activity; GTP binding
Source: RefSeq, a predicted model, not a curated record